Messenger RNA from Saccharomycopsis crataegensis, 1509 nucleotides. RefSeq lists its product as uncharacterized. Gene Ontology annotation, biological process: transmembrane transport. Gene Ontology annotation, cellular component: membrane. Gene Ontology annotation, molecular function: transmembrane transporter activity. Lineage: Eukaryota; Fungi; Ascomycota; Saccharomycetes; Ascoideales; Saccharomycopsidaceae. Bases 1 to 1509 code for a protein of 502 amino acids. The transcript has a single exon. The record is from RefSeq and is a predicted model, not a curated record.
AUGCUUGAGUUCAGAGAAAAGUACCGGGCCGGCACACCUUUGUUUCUCCAAAACAAAUGGGUCAUUUUUUUCAUGGUGACAUUGAGCACCAUGCUAGAUUUACUCAGUGUCUCUUCUUUAUUGGUGUCGACAAAGUUUAUCCAUCAACAUUAUCACGUAUCCCCUGCAGUAGCGUCGUGGACCUUGUCAGCGUACGCCGUUACGUUUUCUGGGUUCAUUGCAUUUCAAGGUAGAGUUGGGGAUAUCAUAGGUCAUGACAUUCAAUUUAUUUUAAAUUCCAUUUUCUUUGCUAUUGCUUCUUUGAUAUGUGCUCUUGUUGAUAACAUUUAUGUGUAUAUUGUGUUUAGAGCGAUCCAAGGGAUCGGUGCUGCAGGGCUUGUUCCGUCAAAUUACGCGAUCACCGCCAAUUUAUUCCAAGGGAAGCAACUAAAUAUUACAUUAGUUUUUUUGAAUAGUGUUUUGGGAAUAAGUGCAGCUUUGGGAAUGCUCAUAGGCGGAGCCUUCUUAACAACCGGUGUCAAUCAGCAUGGAAUUGGGUACGUGACUUGUGCCAUCUCGUUGAUAUUAGGGAUAAUCGCAUUUUUCAGUUUUCCGCAGAUUACUCGCAGCAAAGAUAAAUUGAAAAACUUGGAUUACUUAGGUUCCAUUAUUCUCAUCAGUGGAUUAUUAUUGAUUAUUGUUGGGUUCACUGAAGGAGGUGAAAGCUGGAAAUCUCCCAAAUCAUACGUUAUUUUGAUCAUCGGUUUCAUAUUGGUGUUGUGCUUUUUUAUUUUUGAAAACUACUUGGCAUUAAGAUUUUUCCCUGAUACUCAUUUGCUAAUUCCCCCAAUGGUUUGGAAGAUCCCAAACUUUACACCACUUGUGGUAAUCUCAAUUCUCAACUUUAGUGGAUAUUUUGGUAACAUGUUUGUCAAUACAUCAUAUUCCUUGAAUAUCGACGGAGUUUCCCCAUUGGUAGCAGCUGUUAGGUAUUUGCCAUUCAUAGUUACCAUGCUUGUUGUGACAUUCUUCUUGGCUCUUCUGUACGGCAAAGUUUCUGAAAAAUGGAUAUCAACUCUAGGAUUCUUGAUCGGUACCGGGGGAUUGGUCGUGCUUUCAAGAAUGAAUUAUAGAAUCGAUAAUUAUUAUUGGAAAUUCUCGUUCACUGGACAGAUCGCCUUGGCGCUUGGAAGCUGCUUAUAUUUUGUUCAUUAUUUGAAUAUGAUAAUCACUGCCACUCCAUUAGAAGUUCAAGGAAUUGUCAGCGGUAUAGCGCAGACUUUUGCUCAAUUCGGAAUUGCAUUAUCAUUUGCGGUGAUCACAUCCAUUGUUGGUGAUCGUGCCACUGAAAAAGAGUCAUUGCAUCAAAAGUAUCAAUAUGGUAGUUAUUUUUGUUUAGCCUGUUAUGCAUUAGGUACUUUAUUAUUAUUAUUAUUUGUCCGUGAUGUUAAGGAGGAAGAGAAAAUUGAUAUCCAUGCUAUUAAAUAUGAUGACAAAAGUUUAAAGGAAGAGAUAGCACCUAAUGUUUGA